Messenger RNA from Pogona vitticeps (central bearded dragon), 3290 nucleotides. The record is from RefSeq and is a predicted model, not a curated record. NCBI's taxonomy places the organism in Eukaryota, Metazoa, Chordata, Lepidosauria, Squamata, Agamidae.
UCUUCCUGGGCAGGCUCUGGGUCGCUGGCCACGCUGGCCAAGUCCUUCCAGAAGGCGGAAGCCCUCCUGCGCCACUGCGUCAACCCCAGCCUGUGGCGCCUCUUUCCUCACAGCGCCGGCGAAAGUGCCUACGACAGCGAGGAAGAGGACUCGCCCGCCGGCCUGGCCCACCUGGCCCAGGUGGAGCGCAGCUUCGUGGGCCUGAGCCGCUGCCUGUGCGUGCAGAAGAAUCCUCGGACGGAGACCUUCCAGGGCCACAUGCGCCCGGCCACCCCGGAGGCGGCCCAGGGGGCCACCGCCUUUUCCUACCACCCGGCCAGGGCCUGCGUGGCCCGCCGGUGCACCACGCUGCAUGCCCUGCUACAGCACCGCCACCACCUGCGCCUCGCCCGCCACUUCGUCCGCCGCCUCAAGGCCGCCUCUGACUUUGUCUGCCGCUUGCGGGCAGAGGGGCGCCGCCUGCCACCGCUGCCGGAGGGCCGGCAGGACCCCCCUUGCAGCCGCCGCCUGCGUGGGCUGUGUGAGGAACUGCACAUGCACACCACCCACUGGGCGGGGCUGCAACAGCACAUCCGCAGCGACCCGUGGCUGCAUCCCCUGCUCGUGCAGCGGCCAGAGGUGGUGGGGCACAUGAAGCACUCGCUCCUGCUGCUGGCCUUGCACGCCGUCCGCCUCCUAGAGGGCUGCGUGGAGGCCUCGCUGCGCAGCCUGGCCCAGUGCGCCACCGGCUGCCUGCCAGCUCAGCUCUUGGACUUCUUCCGGGCCGUGGAUUUCUACAACCGGGUGGUGGGAAACCAGGCCCUGCAGCAGGCCUUGGCGGAGCUGCGGCCCAAGCCAGAGGCCAAGGCUGGAGCAUGGCUGCCGCCCGGUAGCAACUCCCACACCUUCCCUCCAGAGAGAGUGUUGGCCCUCCUGACAGCAGAGCGAGGCCGGCUGGCGGCCCAGCAGCUGUAUCGGCUGCUGCAACAGCGGCAGUCAGGGCAGCUGGCCGGCCAAUCAGAAUCAUUGCCGUGGGAAGGCCCAGAAGAGUCUUGGCUGCUGGAAGGACAUUCCCAGACCCCUCAGGGGGGCGAGGGCGCUUCCAGCCUUGCUGCAGAACUGCAGGCCUUUUGCCAGCAAGAGGAGGAUGCCCUGCUGUGCCUCCUGCGGGAAGUGGUGGCGUCCAUGGACAGCCUCUGGCAUCGCAUCCUCAAGCGGCCCCAGCAGGAGAAGCCUUCAGGGUGCCCAGAGCCACCCGAUACACCAGGGGCCCCGUCGAACUCUGCCUGCCUGCCUGGCUGGAAGUCUGUACGCUGGCUGGAUGCCUCCUUCACAGAGGUGGCUGCUGGGUUGUAUGCGCAGUACUGCCCGCUCCUUUGGAGGGCGUCUGCCUCGACCUUUGCCUGCAAGCUGGAGCUCCACCCACACUUGGCUCAGUCUGCCAAGGUGGCAGGGGCUGUGCUGGGCCGGCAGCUGAUCUGCGCCCUGGCACAGGGCUACGUGCCCCAAGAAAGUACGGAGACGCUGAGGGCUCUGGGGGUGCAUCUACUUCUGCGAGAUGUUCUAUGCCACUGGGACCGAGGUUUCUGCCUUGCUCUAGGCUCCAGCCUCACAGACAAGUGCAUGGCCAGGCUGGGCCCCCAGGACGCUGGUGCUCCCUGCAGCCAGACUGCCCAGGCCCUUCAGCGCCUCUACCAGCCCCUGGCCUUCAGCCUGCGAUGUCUGGGUGGUCUACCGAGUCGCAACACGGGUGAUCAGAUCCUCCUUGCCAGCCUCCACUGGAAGCUUCUCUCCCUCUCUGUGGCCACCAGUCAUGCCUCCUGCUACUGGGUCAUGAGCAAAGCCCACCAGUACCUGGCUUCCUGGUCUCUCAGCCCAUUCCUGCUGGUGACCCAGGGGGACUUACAGGUACUGAAAACUGAGAGCGACAAGAUGUGGGCUCUGGUGGGAGAAGCCUUUCCUGUGGAAGGGGAGAGGAAGCAGAACCUUCUCAUCUCCAGCCAGGAGCAGGAGCUGAGCCGGCAAAUCCACUCCAUGGCUACCAGUAUCCACCUUUUUACGGAGGAUGUCCUGAACCUUUUCUUCCUGGACUGCAAGCGUAUGUCGUCAGAGAUCUUCAGUCAAACCAUGCCACUUGGCAAACACUGGCGUCUCACUCUCCGCACAGAGCUGCCAGCCUCCCCCAGUGAGUAUGCCUUGGCGGCGGCCCAGACGGUCCUGGGCCAGGUCUUGGAGGGCAUCCAGCGCCUGCCCCAAGAGGCCCAGGGGCUGGCCCUCAGCCAGGUCACCACCGCUUUCGUGGAAGCCUGGAUGGACCACAUCCUGGCCCAGAAGAUCAAGUUCAGCCUCCACGGGGCCCUUCAGCUGAAGCAGGACUUUGACUUAGUGAAGGCGCUCCUGCAGUCGGAAGACUACGGUCUUUCCCUGGAGAUCAGGCAGCGGGUCUUCUCCCUCCGGGUCUUCCAGCAAGUGGACAACGCCAUCGCCUGCCUUCUGCAGCAGCCCUGCAAGGCCUCCGGGCCCUCCUCCUCGCACACCUGGGGGACCUUCCACAACUGCUGCUCGUACGAUGGGAUCCAUACCCUUGAUGGUGGCCCAGGAAGUCUGAACAGCCUGGAGAGCCUGGAGGGGUUGCCUGCCCAAGGCGGGGUGCCUCCGGAGAGCCCCAGGGGGGACCUGCUCAGCCACAUGCCGGGAGGCAGGGGCUGCAGCCCAGAGACCUACCUCAGCCCCACGCAACAGGAGUGGCUGGCACUGCGGCUCCAUGGUGGGCGUCGCUGGCGAGUACCCACCUGGCCCUGCAUGAACAGGACCUCUGAGCCGUAAGCGACCCUCUGUCCUGCUCCAGCAACUCCUUGCGCCCUGCCGUGAUAGGCACUGGGGGGGGGGUCAGCCACCGGCUUUGCCAGGGUGCUCGGCGGCACCGCCACUUCCAUGGCACGGAGGAGGGAUGGCAACCCCCUCCAUCUUCGGGGGUGCGCCUGCUGAUUUGUGCCUUGUGUCUGGGGCUGGACCCUCUGCCAAGCUUCCUGAAGCCGCGGUGGGUGUGGAGAAAGAGAGCGGCGUGCUUCCAACGUCCAGGCUGCCUGCCCUCCAAGCCCAGCUCCGUGGCCGCCACUCUCUGUGGGGGCUAAAUAGCAGGGGCUGCUCCCAGCCUGUCCCCCAGCCACCCCCACCCCCGUACCACAAGGGACAGGGUGCCUGUCUGAGGCUUUUGGAAGUACCAGCCCAGAAGGCGGCUGAGGAAGAGGGGCAAGGUGGCCUGUGGAGGAGGAGCGAGGGCUGAACAAUAAAACCUGCCUCUGUUGUGG